Molecule: messenger RNA, 2183 nt
Organism: Musca vetustissima
Lineage: Eukaryota; Metazoa; Arthropoda; Insecta; Diptera; Muscidae
Product: probable beta-hexosaminidase fdl
Exons: 9
Coding region: 42-2159 (705 amino acids)
Biological process (GO): carbohydrate metabolic process; glycosaminoglycan metabolic process; ganglioside catabolic process
Cellular component (GO): membrane
Molecular function (GO): beta-N-acetylhexosaminidase activity
Source: RefSeq, a predicted model, not a curated record
CCCACAUCAUCAUUAUUGUAAGGUUACGUUACAUUUUCAAAAUGGCUUUGGCCGUUUCGCUGCGCAGAGCUCUGCUAAUGCUCCUCACCGCCACAAUAUUCGUUUUAAUGGUCCUGUAUUGGAAUCAGGGUGGCAUCAAACCUCAAUCCUAUAUCAACACAUAUGAGAAAUCUGUCGGCAGUCGGGAGGCGUUAAGUGAAUUCCCCAUACCCGUCGAGAAAAUCUGGACCUACAAAUGUGAGGGUGACAAAUGUGUGCGCUAUCACUAUUUAACCUUGGCCAAGGGCGAGAAACGAGUGCCUUUUAUGACCUGUUCGAUGACAUGUGGUGACAUCAACAUUUGGCCACAUCCCACCAUUAAAUCCGGCGUCAGUUCGAAGUCCCUAACAUUUUCUAUGGAAGCGAUAGAAUUGCGUAUGGACACACCCUAUCCUCAGGUCGAGACACAAUUCCGACAAUCCUUUGAAUUGUUUCUCAAAGAUUUGCGACGAAUACAAAGACUUGAUUUUCGAGAUCCAAAUGAUGAGAGUGCAGCUGCAGCAGUACCAGUUGCUGGCGCCGUUUCGGGAAAUUCCGAUACAGCCAAGGUGGAUGAUUCUGAUCUUCGUAAUGAUCACAAUAAGAAACAUCAUAAAAGACGUUAUGCCGAUGCGGGGCAAAGUGAAUCGCAUCGAUUGCGAACCGAAAAUUUGGGAGCUGCCUCGAUAUUGGUCAAUGCAUUUGGUGGCGGCGGAUCAUCGAGAAGACGCUGUGAUAUAGAAACAUUUACGAUAAAUGUUAGCGUACAUAAAUUUUCCGAUUUGCAUUUAAAUUUUGAGACCGAUGAAAGUUAUCGGCUGACCGGAGGAUUUGAAAAUGGCCACUACAAGGUCCAAAUAGCUGCCAACUCCUUCUUUGGGGCCCGCCACGGUUUAUCCACCCUCGAACAAUUGAUAUGGUACGAUGACGAGGAUAAUGUCUUGCGUACCCUCUCCAAAGCGAUAAUUAUUGAUGCGCCGAAAUUUAGAUAUCGUGGCUUGAUGUUAGAUACAUCCCGUCAUUUCUUUUCCGUCGAUUCGAUUAAACGAACCAUUGCCGGAAUGUCACAUGCCAAGUUGAAUCGUUUCCAUUGGCAUAUCACCGAUUCGCAAAGUUUCCCCUAUGUUUCGAAACACUAUCCAGAAUUGGCAGCACAUGGUGCUUAUUCGGAACGUGAAACCUAUACCGAUGAAGAUGUUCGUGAUAUUGUAGCCUAUGCUAAGCUGCAUGGCAUUCAGGUUAUACCGGAAAUAGAUGCUCCCGCCCAUGCUGGCAAUGGUUGGGAUUGGGGUCCCAAGCGUGGUAUGGGUGAAUUGAGUUUGUGUAUCAAUCAGCAGCCAUGGAGUUUUUAUUGUGGUGAACCACCGUGCGGUCAAUUGAAUCCGAAAAAUAAUCACACAUAUUUGAUCCUGCAGAGGUUAUAUGAGGAAUUAUUAAAUUCCACCGGGCCAACGGACUAUUUUCAUUUGGGCGGCGAUGAGGUGAAUUUGGAAUGUUGGGCCCAGUAUUUCAAUGAUACCGAUUUGCGGGGCCUAUGGUGUGAUUUUAUGAUGAAUGCCAUGGCGAGACUAAAAAUAGCUAACAACAAUGUGGAACCGAAAUAUGUCACCGUGUGGUCCAGUGGCCUAACCAACACCCGUUGUCUUCCAAAAUCACAAUUUGCCGUACAGGUUUGGGGUGGCAGUACGUGGCAGGAGAACUAUGAUCUACUGGAUAAUGGCUUCAAUGUGAUAUUCUCACAUGUGGAUGCCUGGUAUUUGGAUUGUGGUUUUGGUAAUUGGAGAGCCACAGGUGAUGCAGCCUGUUCACCCUAUCGAACGUGGCAAAAUGUCUACAAACAUCGUCCGUGGGAACGUAUGCGUUUAGAUAAGACCCGGAGAAAACAGGUCUUGGGUGGUGAAGUUUGCCUUUGGACCGAGCAGGUUGAUGAAGAGCAAUUGGACAAUCGGUUAUGGCCGCGAGCAUCGGCAUUGGGUGAAAGAUUAUGGUCAGAUCCUGAUGAUGUAUCCGACAUGGAUACUGUACCGCAGGAGGUUUUCAAACGUAUGUCCGUUUUUCGUACACGUCUCGUUGAAUUGGGCCUUAAAGCCGAACCAAUCUUUCCCAAAUACUGUGCUCAAAAUCCUGGCGAAUGUAUUUGAUAUUUUCUUUAAAUAUCAACGAUA